AUACUACGAGUACCUGAGGCGGCAUGGCUUUGGCGCCAAAAAGGGGUGGAGGAAGCUCACGAAGGAACAGCGGCUGGACUAUCGGAGAAAAGCGAUUCACCGUCACGCAGAAAGGCGAGCGUCGAAGGAAGAAGCCCUGACGAAGUUGUGGGCACAUCGAAAAGCCGGCGCAGGAGCAAUUGAAGACGCAGAGAGAAUUCUCAGCCGCCUGCGCGAACUACAGAGGCGGACGUCCCAACUGCGACAAAAAGUGCUCGUUUCACGGGAGGCGUCGCGAGCUCUAGGAGCUGUUCUGGUGGACAUCAACCGAGAUUUUGCAUUCCCGCACUCGGCAGGGCAUUACUUGGGAGCGUGCGCCCAGCGUUGCUUCGACUUGGAAAAGGAUAACCCGACUCCACAGCAGCUAGUAGGCGUGAUCUAUCGCAUGGCUGCAGACUGCAAGAAGAUACAACUGAAGCUGAGAAAGAAAGAAAGCGAACGACUGCAGCGGGAGUCUCUGGUGAGCAACACCAGUGGCAGCGGAAAAGCAGCAUCGAGUUCGAGCAGUCGCGCGAAGUCCACAAGUGGGCGACCAAAUCAGGCUACGAAGACUCAAAAAGGCGUCGUAGCAGGAUCGUCCCAAGCAGCCAAAAGCGGAUCUUCAUCCUCUCGCGCAGACGGUAUCGACGAGCAGAAGCUGGAUCUGGUAAAGGCAAAACAAGAAGAGCUGAAGAAGCGUAGAGCGGCGGUGGCUGAAGCGGCGUGGGACCUCGCGCAUCGCUUGCACUACGAGCAGCUUGAGGCCUUCAAAGAUUUUGGGAAGAAGUUGAUUAUCAUGGCUUACAGACCCAGUGGCCGAGAAGCUGAGAAUGCGACGUUUCUUGUGGCGUGGUACAAAGCGAACCCGGAUAGAGUAAUGUUCUGUAGAAUCGAUACGCCGACAGAACGGGAAGGAGAGAGCUUUGUUCUUCGCACGGCAGCCAAGAAUGCCAGUAGCGCGACGAACGUGUGUCCUGGCGCCUACACCUUCGACGAGCAAAGUAUCAAGGACCUGCAACGAGACGAAGAAAGUGAAGUCUUCGUUUUGGAUCUUCUACGUAGUACCGCCGAGGCCUCGUGGAUCCGCGGUUCAGCUGAUUCAAUGUCUAGGAUGCGGGUGGAGGAUCUAUCGUUCUACUUAGCUGCGCCAGCAGUAGCUCUCGUGCCACUCUCGAGGAGAACAGAGUCUACCACGCGUGAGGAAGUGGAACGUGAUGAAUCUGAUUCGGAGGUCGCAGUGGAGGACGCGCGUUCGUCAGUCAGGAUGGUUUUUCAUGAUCUACAGCUGAUAACAUUAUCGCAGCUUGGAGCGCAGCGUAAAACUCCGGAGCAGAAACAGACAGAGAGAAUGCGACAUGUGCACGAAAUACGAGCCACAGCAGUUCUUCGAAAGGGGCGCAAGGGUCGAGAUCGGAAGGUGCGUAAGAUCUUUUCAGCACUAGAGCGCGCUCAUAAGAUCAUCAAACAACGCGAGGAAGCAGAACGGAGGAUGC
Messenger RNA from Amoebophrya sp. A25, 1511 nucleotides. Lineage: Eukaryota; Dinophyceae; Syndiniales; Amoebophryaceae. The record is from the annotation of a GenBank genome assembly.